ACUUCACGAACAAACGGAAGAAGAAAAAAAAAUCUCGGAGAGCGACCAAAUCAAUCGGAAGAAGAAGAUAUGACAGAGAAAAAGGAAACUGUGCCACCGGAGUACGAUGUGAAUGCUAAGUGGGACGCAUGUAUCGAUCUCACCGUCCGCCGCUUCGUUUACUCUUCCCUCGGCGGCGCAUUCGCCGGUCUUCUUCUCUUCAGGAGUCCUGUGACAAGAUGGGCAUCGAUAGCUUUGGGUGCUGGAAUCGGUAUUGGCUCUGCUUACACUGAUUGCUCUCGUUCUUUCGACGCACCUUCUUCGCCUUCAGCCAAUUUCGCAGCUCCCUAGAGUACUACUACUACUGAGACUUCUGUAUCUCAGGCUGCGGACGAGUAGACAAAUAAAUGACUAUAAAAGCGGAAGUUAGUAAACGCAUGCAAAGAUCUGGGUAUCUUGAAACAGAGAGCUUUUGAAUCACGCAAUGAUUGUUAAAUUGUUUCCUUAAACCUGCAAGGACAAGUGAUUUAAAUGAUUUCACAUGUAAACACCUUCCUUUUUAAAAAAAUUGUUCUAUCUCUCACUCACAGUGGUUUUGAACAACUAAAUUCAAGAUGUUACAUCAAAAAGGUUGGUUUACUCUGAUUUGGGCGUCCUUCGUUUCUUUUUCUGUUAUUCACAAGCCAAACGUUGUCGUUCUCUUCCGCGUUGAAAAUUUGCAAAACCGGAAAUAACCGGUCGGUCCUACAUGCGAAGAAGUUGCUAACUAAAAAAAGAGCGAACCAAUCCGAGUUCCGAUGGACCGCCAUAGUCACCGACUAAACAAAAAGCCUGCGAGCACGUAAUCAUUGACGACGACGAAGAGGAGAAGAAGAAGAAGAAGAAGAAGAAGAAGAAACUCAAAAGAGUCAGAGAUGAAUAGUCCACCGGAGAACGAUCUUUGUUCGAUAUGUCAUUCCCACUUCACCGCUCCUUGUCAAGCCAAUUGCUCCCAUUGGUUCUGCGGAGAUUGCAUUAUGCUGGUGUGGACGCAUGGAUCUACAUUACUGCCAUGUAAAUGCCCCUUGUGUCGUCGUCCAAUUAGUUUACUGGUUCCUUCAGAGGACACAAUCAGAGACCGUUCAGUUGCGGAGGUUCUUGGUAAGCUUGAAACGUACAACCGACUCUUUGGCGGGCAUUCAAGUAGUUUACUUCAGAGGAUGCAAGACCUUCCCUUCUUACUACGAAGGUUGUUGCGAGAAAUGAUGGAUCCACAAAGAACGCUUCCACUUGUGAUUCGGGCUCGGGUUUAUAUCGCAAUGUUUCUCAGUGCUAUUUACAUAAUCAGUCCAAUAGAUAUCAUUCCAGAAGGAGUUUUGGGGAUAGUCGGUUUGCUUGAUGAUCUACUCAUAGCCCUGAUUUGUUUCCUCCAUGUUGCUGCCCUGUACCGCUCGGUUCUCUACUUCCGUCAUGCCGGUUCGUAAAUCAAAGAAUGUUUUCGUUUUGUGUCACACUUAAGAGAUGUGCUUACCUUUUCUUGUGUGUUUAUCCCUUCUCUUUACAAAUACACAAUUGUUCUGUUUGGCUAAGGAAAACUGAAAUGUGUGAUGGUAGGAUCACAGCACAAAAAAAGGUUUGAACCAUAUAUCAAUCAUCUUCCUACCGCU
Molecule: messenger RNA, 1625 nt
Organism: Camelina sativa (false flax)
Lineage: Eukaryota; Viridiplantae; Streptophyta; Magnoliopsida; Brassicales; Brassicaceae
Molecular function (GO): ubiquitin protein ligase activity
Source: RefSeq, a predicted model, not a curated record